This is a messenger RNA of Diospyros lotus (date-plum), 1082 nucleotides long. Its product is annotated as transcription factor RAX2-like. Lineage: Eukaryota; Viridiplantae; Streptophyta; Magnoliopsida; Ericales; Ebenaceae. The transcript has 3 exons. The record is from RefSeq and is a predicted model, not a curated record. Bases 155 to 901 code for a protein of 248 amino acids.
UUGAUUCAAUUCCUACUCUUUAUAAUCUGGCUUUGAGACAAGACAGAAUUAGGUUGCAAGCAAAAGGCAAGCUUCUUCCUCUUCUUCUUCUUCUACCUUUAAUUUUUAGGGUUUCUUCUGGUUUGUGGGUUUCCUCAACCUUGCGCCGCCAGCCAUGGGAAGAGCUCCUUGCUGCGACAAAACCAGAGUCAAGAGAGGCUCAUGGUCUCCCGAAGAAGACGCUGCUCUCAAGAACUAUAUCCAGAGGUUUGGCACUGGUGGCAAUUGGAUUUCUUUGCCUCACAAAGCAGGACUGAAGCGAUGCGGGAAAAGUUGCCGUCUGAGAUGGCUUAACUAUCUAAGGCCAGGCAUCAAGCGUGGAGGGUUUACUGAAGAAGAAGACGACAUCAUUCUCAGCCUAUACCACGCCAUUGGAAGCAAGUGGUCUGUGAUAGCUUCCCAUCUGCCAGGAAGAACAGACAACGAUGUAAAGAACCAUUGGAACACCAAGUUGAAGAAGAAGAAGAAGAAGAAUGAGAGCUUCAAAGCCUCGCCGUCGUCGUCAUCAGCAACAACGUUUGCGACUCAUGAAUCUGAUCGAAGUUACCACUGUUACGAGAAUUCAACUUUUCCUUCAUCAUCAUCAUCCAAUGUUUAUAUGAGCAUGAACUAUGAUCGGCAGAACAAUAUUAUUAAUCAAGCUCCCAAAGAGUUGGCUCCGCCAGACCACCAAGUUCAAGCCUCAUCAGCUCUCCCAUGGCCAUGGGCGCUCCUGGAAGCUCCAAGAACUGGAGCAAGUGCAGCCCCAUCUCCUUCAGAACUAGAUGAUGGGUUCUUGAUGGGUUUAUCAGGAUCUGGAUUCCCCUAUGAUUUGCUUUAUGGGUUUGAUUCUUACGAAGAUUACUUGCCACUUAUCAAUUAAUUAAGAACUUCUCCAUGCUUAAUUAGUUAGUUAACUCUGUUAAUUUCCUUGUAUUUUUUACCUGGCCUGUAAGCGAUAUAUAUCUCCAAAUUAAUUAGUGGACAACCUCAGAGAGAAAUAAGACAUCAUCAGCAUGUGUACAAUAUAUAUAAAAUAGACAGAUCGUGUGUUUGGCUGAUCA